Psammomys obesus (fat sand rat) is the source of this 1115-nucleotide messenger RNA. Its product is annotated as glutathione S-transferase theta-1. The transcript is spliced from 5 exons. Gene Ontology annotation, biological process: glutathione metabolic process. Gene Ontology annotation, molecular function: glutathione transferase activity. Gene Ontology annotation, cellular component: cytoplasm. The record is from RefSeq and is a predicted model, not a curated record. NCBI's taxonomy places the organism in Eukaryota, Metazoa, Chordata, Mammalia, Rodentia, Muridae. The coding region runs from base 341 to 913 and encodes 190 amino acids.
AGUGGGAAAGGAGCCACCAGGGAGAUCCAUGGUUUAGGACUCCCACAAACUCUGCUGUCCCGUGGAAUAGACGGCCAGGACCUGCUGAAGAGCGGGUGCAGACCUGGCAAUCUAAAUAGGUGCAGUUUGGGCUUAGCUACAGGGACCUCCAGAAAGAGCAAGGAGAGCGAAUGUGGAGAUCCGGAGAGCCAACCCUCUCAUUUCCCUCAGUGCUGAGAUUGGCAGUGUCACUCAGAGCCUCCACGGCUGGCCCCUGGUCCCUUUGGUGCCUUUGCAACAAACAGGAUCUCUCGGCCACCCUGGUGAGCACCUCAGCGAUGCAUUUGCCCUGGUGAACCCCAUGAAGAAGGUACCAGCCAUGAAGGAUAAUGGCUUCGCCUUGAGCGAGAGUGUGGCCAUCCUGCUCUACCUGACCCACAAGUAUAAGGUUCCUGACCACUGGUACCCCCAAGAUCUGCAGGCCCGUGCUCGUGUGGAUGAGUACCUAGCAUGGCAACACACAGCCCUUCGGAGAAGCUGCAUCCGGGCCCUGUGGCAUAAGGUGAUGUUCCCUGUGUUCCUGGGUGAGCAAGUGCCUUCUGAGAGGCUGGCAGCCACAUUGGCAGAGUUGGAUGUCAACCUGAAGGUGCUUGAAGACAAGUUCCUCCAGGACAAGGCCUUCCUUGUUGGGCCCCACAUCUCCCUGGCUGACUUGGUAGCCAUCACAGAGCUGAUGCAACCUGUAGGUGGUGGAUGUGCAGUCUUCGAAGGGCACCCCAGGUUGGCUGCGUGGUACCAGCGAGUGGAGGCAGCAGUGGGGGAGGACCUCUUCCGGGAGGCCCAUGAGGUCAUCCUGAAGGUGAAGGAUUCUCCACCUGCCAACCCCAUCAUAAAGCAGAAGCUCAUGCCCAGAGUGCUGACCCUGAUCCAGUGAAUCCAGAAGCUUCAUCCCUUCAGCAUUAAAGGCAAUUCACAAAGCACCUGCAUUUCACUAGGGAUCCAACCUGGCCUCACCACAUGCUGUUUCUCAGGCCAGGUUCCAUCUUCACUCUUUAUCCGUGAUAGCCACACAUGACCACAACUAUUAUCCUUACCUUUUGAUUUGAGUUUGGGUAAUAAACCUAGGCUCGAUUGGA